AUUGGAAAAAGGAGACCAUAGAGUGGUGUGGCAGGAGCUAGCAAGCUAGCCAUAGCCAUAGCCAUAGGGAGCACAGGGCAGGAAGGAAGGGAGAGGUGAAUACUGAAUAGUGUUUGUUUGUUGUUUAUAUGCAAUUUUCUUUGCCUGGUCUGGAAAACAUAGAAAGACAGUGAAGAAAGCCUGCAAAGAGAAUCCAAGACUCAAACAUGGUAAAGCUUAGGAACCCAUUAUCCAAAUAACUUAGAUUCACCAUCUCCCUCUCUCACACACACAAAUCAAUUCUUUCUUUCCAAAAACCUCUCUUUUUCCACAUAUAUUUCCAUUGCAACCACCCCCACUUACACACAAAUACCUAGUUACCUGCUACGACUACUCACUAUAUCAAGAUUCUCGAGAGACAGAGACAUGGAGAAAGACAGAAAGAGUUAUUCAAAAGUGAAUGUUGUGUUACUCUAACAAGAAGGAUAAGAUGUUAGGUAUUUUGUUUCUCUUACUAUUCAACUCCAGUUUCUGUGACCAUUAGUGUAGAUCACCCAAAUCUUAAAGAGUCAAAGAAGACAGGAAGAAAGUUUAAGCAAGACUCCCCCAUUCAGUCAAUCUCCCUAUAUAUUAGCUGGCUAGCUGCUUGGUGUAUUUGCCUCCUUGAAGGGAAUUCUUAGUGCUAGCUUUAUAGUUCUUUCUACUUUUUAAUGGAGUUGAAGAGCAAAAGAUCACUCAUCUUCUUCAACAAGGAACCCUCUCUCUUUCAAUGUGUUUCUUUCACCAUCUUCUUCUUCUUGUCAUUUGUUGCACUCUUCAGCACCAUCUCUUCCAAGACUACAUGUCUAGGCAUCAUCAGGUGCCCAUUAUCCGGAAAAGCUCGUAAUUUUUAUUUUCAGGAGUUUGAGAAAACAAGAGGUUACGGGGACCCAAUGGAGGUUUCUUUGAGCAUGGCAAGGAGGUUUUUGAGUGGCCCAGGGUCAUCCCCACCACGGUGCACAUCAAAGUGUGGCAAGUGCACCCCAUGCAAGCCGGUGCAUGUGCCCGUGCCGCCGGGGACUCCGGUGACUGCUGAGUAUUACCCCGAAGCAUGGAGGUGCAAAUGUGGGAACAAGUUGUACAUGCCAUGAUGAUAUGUAAUCAUGCUAUUAGCUAGGUCUUUUUAAGGGUUUUUUCUUCAUUUUUGGAAAAAAAAAAAAAAAACAAGAAGAGGAAGAAGAAGAAAAGAACUCCAGUCGAUGAAAUUACUUGCUUGUGUAUUGACUACAUGGCGCAAGAUUAUUGCUCGCUAAUUAUAAAUUCUACUGUGAAAAUUGUUCA
Molecule: messenger RNA, 1299 nt
Organism: Populus trichocarpa (black cottonwood)
Lineage: Eukaryota; Viridiplantae; Streptophyta; Magnoliopsida; Malpighiales; Salicaceae
Product: EPIDERMAL PATTERNING FACTOR-like protein 6
Exons: 3
Coding region: 690-1109 (139 amino acids)
Biological process (GO): guard cell differentiation; stomatal complex development
Source: RefSeq, a predicted model, not a curated record